This is a messenger RNA of Pseudocercospora fijiensis CIRAD86, 1926 nucleotides long. Its product is annotated as glycoside hydrolase family 43 protein. The transcript is spliced from 3 exons. Gene Ontology annotation, molecular function: hydrolase activity, hydrolyzing O-glycosyl compounds. The record is from RefSeq and is a predicted model, not a curated record. Gene Ontology annotation, biological process: carbohydrate metabolic process. NCBI's taxonomy places the organism in Eukaryota, Fungi, Ascomycota, Dothideomycetes, Mycosphaerellales, Mycosphaerellaceae. The coding region runs from base 1 to 1926 and encodes 641 amino acids.
AUGUCGUCGAUUAUUAGUAUCGCUUCGAAUAGGGCCAGCACCCAAUAUCAAGGCUACAUGUUUGCAUAUUUUACGGGAAAUACACUUGAGGGCGAGAAGAUAUACUUCGCGGCCAGCAAUGGCAACAAUGCUUUAGACUGGAGCGAGCUGAACGGUGGUCAGCCUGUCCUUGCAUCGACCAAGGGCACAAAAGGCCUGAGAGACCCGUUCAUCAUCCGUUCACCUGAUGGAGGAACCUUCUAUCUCCUCGCUACGGAUCUAUCGAUUGGCUCUGGCACAUCAUGGGGAGAGUCUGUCCGCACGGGUAGUCGAUAUCUCGAAGUAUGGGAAAGCCACGAUCUUGUAAAUUGGUCCGAGCAGCGACAUGUACUUGUGUCUCCCGAGACUGCUGGCAAUACGUGGGCUCCUGAAGCAUACUACGACACCGACCUUUCUAAAUAUGUGGUGUACUGGGCGAGCUCUUUAUAUAACGAGUCAGACACCAACCAUACAGGGACCACUUAUCACCGAAUGCUAUAUGCAACCACACAGGAUUUCGUGACUUUCAGCGAACCACAGAUCUGGCAGGAUGCUGGUACUUCUCGAAUUGACGCAACAGUGCUCAAGUCUGGCGACACAUACUACCGUUUCACUAAGGACGAAGGCGCUGCGACGGGAUGUACUGACAUUAUCCAAGAGAAGUCCACCGACUUGCUCGCGCAACUGAGCGGCUGGCAAAUGGUAGCUUCCUGCAUUGGCAAGAAUGCAGGCACAAAAGCCAUUGAGGGACCUACGGCUUUCCGAGCUAAUGCUGGGGAUGUGAAUGGCGACAAGUUCUAUCUUUUCGUCGAUGAAUAUGGCGACCGUGGCUACAUCCCUCUCGAGACUGCAGACAUAGCCAAGCCUAGCUGGAAAGUUUCAGCUUCUUAUAAGCUGCCUACAAGCCCACGUCACGGCACUGUCCUGCCUGUCACCGCCACCGAGCUCCAGCGCUUGACUUCCCAUACUCUGAAGAAGCGAGAAGAUGCUUUGAUUCCGGGUCUCUACGCUGACCCAAACAUGGCCAUCUUCAACUGUGAGUACUAUAUCUACCCGACCACGGACGGCUUCGCUGGAUGGGGAGGUCAACAAUUCUUUGUCUGGAAAUCUUCCAACCUUGUGGACUGGCAGAGGUCAAAGGAACCAAUCCUCACGCUCAACGGCACCGCUGGCAAUGUUCCGUGGGCUACUGGUAAUGCAUGGGCGCCUACAAUCAUCGAGAGACACGGCAAAUACUACUUUUACUUUUCCGGUCAGAACCCGAAGUACGACCGUAAGACGAUAGGUGUUGCGAUCGCAGAUUCUCCUGACGGUCCAUUCACUGCUCAACCUGAAGCCAUGAUUCUGAAUAACGAAGCAGUCACCUCCGGCCAAGCAAUCGAUUCUGCCACAUUUUUCGAUCCAAAGACCAGAAAGUAUUACCUCUAUUGGGGCAAUGGAAAUGCCGUCAUGGCCGAGCUUGCCGAUGACAUGAUCUCGCUCAAAAAAGACACUCUUCAAAACAAUACAGGUCUGACGGACUUUCGAGAGGGUAGCUUCGUUGUCUACCGCGAGCCUUAUUACCAUUUUACGUACUCAAUCGAUGAUACCGGCAGUGCGAACUAUAGCGUAGGCUACGCUACUGGUCCAUCGGCAACAGGACCUUGGACGUAUCGCGGAGUUAUCUUGCAGAAGGACCCAUCGCAGGGCAUCCUCGCUACGGGUCACAAUUCCAUUGUUCAGGUCCCAGGCACGGAUGACUGGUAUAUCGCUUACCAUCGUUUCCACAUUCCAGAUGGGAAUGGCACGCACCGCGAGACAACAAUUGACAGGCUGUAUUUCGACGCAGAUGGAUUGAUCAAGACUGUGAAGCCAACGCUGAACGGUCCAGGUCCGGAAACCAUUCACAUUUGCGGUGAUUAUCACUGA